Glycine soja is the source of this 1466-nucleotide messenger RNA. RefSeq names its product nudix hydrolase 2-like. NCBI's taxonomy places the organism in Eukaryota, Viridiplantae, Streptophyta, Magnoliopsida, Fabales, Fabaceae. The coding region runs from base 90 to 1109 and encodes 339 amino acids. The transcript has 9 exons. Gene Ontology annotation, molecular function: NADH pyrophosphatase activity; ADP-ribose diphosphatase activity; NAD binding. The record is from RefSeq and is a predicted model, not a curated record.
CUUUCCCACAACUCGAGUUUCAAAGAAAACCUAAUAAUUACUUAGUCUUGUUAUUCUCUCUUGCGUUGAUCAUUGCAUUUGAUUUCGUGAUGAUGAGUUCUAGAGCUUGUAAGCCUUUUUCUUCCUCUCUUUUGGCAGCUUCAAAAUUGUUACUUAAAUCUUCCUCUCGUGCCCCUCCACUUCAAAUUAGUGCUCUUGUUGGCUCUAUGGUCCCUAAAAUUCAAGGCCCGAAGAACAGUUCUGGUUUCCCUAGAUCAUACAUGUCAGCUACCUUAGCUUCUCUGGCCAAGGAAGAGGAAGUGCCAAGUAAAGCCAUUGAUACACUCAGAGCAGUUGAAGACCAACAUGGGGGUGUAAUUGUGAACAUUGAGGAGCCUAUGAAUUCCUCAGUUUUUGCUUCUUUGCUAGAAGAUUCAAUAUUACAAUGGAGGGAAAAGGGAAAGAAGGGAGUGUGGAUCAAGCUGUCCAGAGAACAUUCAAAUCUUGUGGAUUCUGCAGUUAAGGCUGGAUUCAGAUUCCACCAUGCUGAACCAGAUUACUUGAUGCUUGUGAAUUGGAUUCCCAAUACUCCUGAUACCCUUCCUGCAAAUGCUUCACACCGCGUUGCUGUUGGUGCUUUUGUCAUGAAUGCCAACAGGGAGGUGCUUGUGGUUCAGGAAAGCAAUGGCAGGUUUAGUGGCCAAGGAAUCUGGAAGUUGCCUACUGGAGGCGUUGAUGAAGGUGAAGAUAUUUGUACUGCUGCAGUUAGAGAAGUCAAAGAAGAGACUGGGAUAGAUACACAGUUUGUGGAGGUCAUAGCAUUUAAGGAAAGGCAUAAAUCUUUCUUCCGGAAAUCAGAGUUGUUCUUUGUUUGCAUGUUGCAACCUCAUUCCUUUAAAAUUCAGAGACAAGUUUCAGAAAUUGAGGCAGCUCAGUGGAUGGCAAUUGAGGACUACAUGGCCCAGCCUUUUGUCCGAGAAAAUGAGCUAUUUGACUUUCUUACCAAAAUAGGGUUAUCAAAAUUUGAUGGCAAAUACAAUGGCUUUUCUACCGUACUGUCUAGCACUUCCUCUCGCAAAAAAUCUUACUUUUACUUCAACAACAAGGACGCUGGUCACAUGUUAGCUUGACUUGUUGGCCUCCAUUAAUUCUUAUUUAGCACUCAAUUUAAUUAUUAAGUUUUGUUAGCAUUGUACAUAGAUCUCAACAUCCCCACAAGCUUGAAAUCAUAGGCAUAUUUUCUUCCAAACCGUGUAAGGGGAUAGGGAAAAAACAAGUAAUGUUGUCAAUUUACAAUUUGUUUUCAUUUUAUGAAGUCUUUCAUUCAUAUUCAUAGGAGGAGGACUGGUGAUUUUUUUAUUUUGGUUCUUUAUUACAUCAAAAGUCAAGUGUCAACUGUAGCGUUGUCAUACUUUGGGAUUGUAACAAUUGCUAUUUCAUAGCCCACCAUUAAUUGAAGAAAUAAGAAUUUCUUUAUUUUUUUAUUA